AUGGCUGUUUUUUUUUUGUUACUUUUAAUGUUUUUCAUAUUUUCAAUCUCCGCUUUUCCUCAUUCUCUCAAUCAUCUCUCUCAACAACAACAACAACAACAAUUGCUCUUGCGAUUCAAAGCUGUCGUAUCCAAAAACGGCAAUGCUCUGCCCGACUGGAUUCCCCUUCACCCAUUCUGUAACUGGUCUGGUAUUAUUUGUCACUCGUCUCAAUCUGUUCGUGCCGUCAAUUUAACCCAAAUGGGUUUAGAUGGCAUCAUCUCUCCUGUGCUGGGAAAUCUCUCUUCUCUUCGAGCCCUAGAUCUCUCCAGUAAUUAUCUCACUGGUAUCAUUCCUCCUCAACUCGGCCAACUCCCAAAUCUAUGGAUACUCUUGCUGCAUCAGAAUCAUUUGCAAGGAACCAUUCCGCCCGCUCUCUCCGCUUGCCGCAGUUUGUAUUAUCUGGCACUCUCCUAUAACCAACUGCAUGGCAGCAUUCCGCCUGAGCUGAGCUUUAUCAGAAGUUUGAAGUACCUCUACUUGGGCGGUAACAAUCUCACGGGUACCAUUCCCCCCUCUUUGAAGAAUCUGUCUGCCUUAGUUGUAUUGGAUUUGGCCAACAAUGAGCUCUACGGCCACAUUCCUCCUGAAUUGGGCAUGCUCAGUCACCUCCAGACUAUUUACCUUUUUGGAAAUAGUCUAUCGGGCGCCAUUCCCAGCACUUUUCACUCUGUCCGUGCCAUCAAUUUAUCCCAAAUGGGUUUAGACGGCACCAAUUCUCCCGUGCUCGGGAGUCUCUCCUCUCUUCGAUCCCUUGAUCUCUCCUUCAAUAACCUCACUGGUACUAUUCCUCCUCAACUCGGCCAACUGCCAAAUCUACAGAUACUCGAGCUGGCCGGCAAUCAAUUACAAGGAAUCAUUCCGCCCGCUCUCUCCGCUUGCCGCAGUUUGUAUCUUCUGUCACUCACCUUCAACCAACUGCAUGGCAGCAUUCCGCCUGAGCUGACUCUUCUAACAAGUUUGAAGUAUCUCUACAUGGGCGGUAACAGUCUAACGGGUACCAUUCCACCCUCUUUCAAGAAUCUGUCUGCCUUAGUUCGAUUGGAUUUGGCCUUAAAUAACUUAUCGGGCAACAUUCCACCUGAAUUGGGAAUACCAACUGACUUAGAGUAUCUUAGUUUAUGGGGAAAUCAGCUUAGUGGAAACAUACCAAACUCCCUGGGAAAUUGCUCCAGUCUCAAAGAACUUUAUUUAAAUACAAACCAACUUGGUGGAACGGUUCCAAUGGAACUAGGUAGGUUGAAGCUUCUCACCAAGAUUUACCUACACACCAAUCAACUCGUUAGUGACAGCAGUAACACAUUGGCCUUGGCCUUUCUCAAUGCUCCCACAAAUUGCUCCCACUUGCAAGAAAUAGAUGUGAAAAUCAAUUAUUUCACUGGUAUAUUGGCCCCGACCAUAGGCCAGCUGUCUUCUAAUCUCAAUUACUUGGCUUUAUCGGCCAACAUGAUAAGCGGAAGCAUACCACAACAGAUUGUAAAUCUCACAAACUUGACAUACUUAGGUUUAGAAAAUAAUCUUUUGAGCGGCAAUAUUCCAUCUGGAAUUAAUAGAUUUCGUGAGUUGGAAGAAUUGCAUCUGGGUGGGAACAAAUUAGAAGGAAGCAUUCCAAGUGAGAUAAGUCAUAUGCAACAUCUCGGACUCUUAAAUCUUAGUCACAACCAGUUAUCUGGAAAAAUACCUGAUUCACUUUGUAGCUCCCAGCAGUUAAGACGUCUUCUACUUCAGCACAACAAGUUAUCAGGGGAGAUCCCUGUUAGUUUGGAGGGAUGUCAGAAGUUGGAGCUCCUUGACUUAUCUUACAAUAAACUAGGGGGAAAGAUACCUGGUGAAGUCAUUGCCAGCCUUAAAAACCUGCAAUUCUACCUUAAUAUUUCAUGGAAUUCUCUGGAAGGGCCGUUGCCGCAGGAGAUGAGUAAAAUUGUAAUGGCUCUAGCCAUAGAUAUAUCUGGAAAUAAACUUACUGGGGUCAUUCCAAUUUCUCUAGGAGACUGCACAGCAUUAGAGCAUCUAAAUCUGUCUCACAACACCUUUGAAGGUCCAAUACCACAUUCACUCUCCAAAUUAAAAAAUCUCCAAGAAAUGGAUCUUUCUUUCAAUAAUUUGUCAGGGCAGAUUCCAGAAGGAGGGUUGUUUCAAAAUAGAACUGUUGUAACAUUUUUUAUGGGGAACCCUGGUCUAUGUGGUCCAAAACACUAUUCAUUGCCUCCAUGCCCAAAUCUGACCCAGGGAAAACAUUCCCUUCUCAAAAAAGUAGUCUUAUCAGUUGUUGGAACCAUUGGAUUUGUAUUAUGCUGCUUCAUUAUAGUAAUUUUAUGGAGGCAUAAACUUUCAAGGCAACUAGUCCGUUCCUCGAGCUUUAUUUUUCAAGGAAACUAUCCAAAAUUUUCUUAUCAAGAUCUGUUCAUCGCAACAUCUGGAUUUGACGAGUCAAACUUGCUUGGAGUGGGUAACUUUGGAUCUGUCUACAAAGGCAUGUUGAGGGAUGGUAAGAUAAUUGCCAUCAAGAAUCUUAAUUUACAAAAUGAAGAAGCUCUUAAGAGUUUUAAGAGAGAGUGCAAGAUGUUGGGAAGAAUUCGGCACCGUAACCUCAUCAGAAUCAUGAGUGCAUUUUUCUACCCUGACUUGAAAGGUUUGGUUCUUGAAUUUGCAUAUAAUGGAAGCUUGGAAAAACAUUUGCACCCUGAGAGGGAUGGUGAAGGCUUUUGUAAAUUGGGAUUGAGUGAGUGUUUGAGCAUUGCUGUUGAUGUAGCACAUGGCAUGGAAUAUUUACAUCAUGAUUGUCCUCUACAAAUUGUGCACUGUGAUUUAAAACCCAGCAAUGUGCUCUUGGAUGCCAACAUGACAGCUCUUGUCACUGAUUUUGGUAUAUCCCGUUUAACUUCUACAAAUUCCACUGAUUCACUGAGUACAACAACAUUUGCACUCAAAGGAUCCAUUGGCUAUAUUGCUCCAGAGUAUGGAUUGGGUGGGAAUGUUUCUAUUUAUGGAGAUGUUUACAGUUAUGGAAUUCUGAUAUUGGAGAUGGUUACAAGGAGGAGACCAAGUGAUGACAUGUUUGUAGGAGACAUGAGCUUGCACAAGUGGGUGAGAUCAGCUUUUCCAAACAGACUGGCAGAAAUUGUUGAUAGGGAGCUAUUGAGUGAUGUGAAUGAAAACAUGGAAGACAAUAAAUGUCUUCUUUCUUUCAUUCAUGUUGGUUUGCUGUGUAGUAGUGAAUCAUCAAGAGAGCGACCUUCCAUGAGUGAUGUAGCGAAAGCCUUGGUGAGCCUGAAGACAUCUUUGAUGGGAGCUGCAGCUGCUUCCAAUUUAACACCUACCAUAUCAGAACUCCUGGAAAAAUGCAAUCCCACAGAAACAUUGGCAUCGGACAGCUCUACAUUUUAG
Molecule: messenger RNA, 3426 nt
Organism: Cryptomeria japonica (Japanese cedar)
Lineage: Eukaryota; Viridiplantae; Streptophyta; Pinopsida; Cupressales; Cupressaceae
Product: putative leucine-rich repeat receptor-like serine/threonine-protein kinase At2g24130
Exons: 2
Coding region: 1-3426 (1141 amino acids)
Biological process (GO): protein phosphorylation
Molecular function (GO): protein kinase activity; receptor serine/threonine kinase binding; ATP binding
Source: RefSeq, a predicted model, not a curated record